Cajanus cajan (pigeon pea) is the source of this 1209-nucleotide messenger RNA. RefSeq names its product polygalacturonase inhibitor. The record is from RefSeq and is a predicted model, not a curated record. Gene Ontology annotation, molecular function: protein binding. NCBI's taxonomy places the organism in Eukaryota, Viridiplantae, Streptophyta, Magnoliopsida, Fabales, Fabaceae.
CCGCACCGCAUCAUUCUAUAAAUCGAAUGAACGAGAAUCAUGUUCAUCAACCCUCUCCAACUCUACUAGCCAGUAGCCGCUUCACAUCCAAAAGCAUUAAAAAUGGGAAGCGCGUUGAUAUCGGGAGUAUGCUUCUUCCUACUGUUGUCACCAUUUCCACUUGCAUUCUCGGAGCGGUGCCACCCACAUGACAAAAAAGCACUGCUCCAACUGAAGAAAGACCUCAACAACCCUUAUAUCUUAGCCUCGUGGAACCCAAACGAGGAUUGUUGCGAGUGGUACUGCGUCAAGUGUGACGAGAAAACCAACCGCAUUUACGACCUCGACAUAUCGUCCUCUGUGCCAGACACCAACCUCUCAGGCCAAAUACCUCCCUCUGUGGGUGACCUUCCUUACUUGGAGUUCCUCACCUUCCAUAAGCUCCCCAACCUCGUCGGCCCAAUCCAGCCCACCAUCGCCAAACUCACCAAACUCAGGUCCCUCUUUAUCACCAACACAGGUAUCUCCGGCCCAGUACCUGAUUUUUUGGCCCAACUCAAGAGCCUCGAGUUGAUCAAACUAUCCUUUAACAGCCUCUCCGGCACUAUUCCCAGCACCCUAUACCAACUGCUCAAUCUCACCUCCCUACAGUUGGACCGGAACCAGCUCACGGGCCCAAUCCCGGGCUCAUUCGGAUCCUUCAAGAAGCCCGGCCCAGAUCUCACCCUCUCUCACAACCAGCUUUCAGGGCCCAUUCCCUCUUCCUUGGGGACCUUGGACCCCCAAAGGCUCGACUUGUCAAGGAACAAGCUCCAAGGCGAUGCCUCCGUGCUUUUCGGGAGCAAAAAAAGGACCCAGAUACUUGACCUUUCAAGAAACUUGUUCGAGUUUGAUCUUUCUCCCUUGAAGUUUCCACCCAAGAGCUUGAUAUGGCUGGAUCUCAAUCACAACAACAUUUAUGGGAACAUUCCUUUGGCCCUCACCAAAGUGGAAAACUUGCAGCAGUUCAACGUGAGCUAUAAUCAUCAGUUAAGUGGUAAGAUACCACAGGGUGGGGAAUUGCAAAGGUUCGAUAAGUAUUCUUAUUUUCACACUAAGUUGUGUGGCUCCCCACUUCCUCCCUGCAACAAUAAGCAGGUCAAUAUCUAAGCUGACUUCAUUAGACUAUUGUGAUUUGAAUAAAAUAAAUCUUCUGAUUUAGUAAAGAUGUCCAAUAACUGUUUUGUGAUA